Messenger RNA from Leptopilina heterotoma, 2031 nucleotides. Its product is annotated as protein Wnt-1-like. Gene Ontology annotation, molecular function: frizzled binding; cytokine activity. Gene Ontology annotation, cellular component: extracellular region. Bases 833 to 1966 code for a protein of 377 amino acids. Gene Ontology annotation, biological process: multicellular organism development; cell fate commitment; neuron differentiation. The record is from RefSeq and is a predicted model, not a curated record. NCBI's taxonomy places the organism in Eukaryota, Metazoa, Arthropoda, Insecta, Hymenoptera, Figitidae. The transcript is spliced from 8 exons.
AACCGACCACAGUUUCAACGUGAGCGCCGAUCGGCGAACGUCUCCUGUGCGGAAGUUGAACGCUCUCAUUUUUUUAUCUCUCUCUCUCACUCUCUCUCUCUAUUUUUCUCUCUAUUUCUCUCUCUCUAUUUAUUACUCUCCUUCUCUAUUAUAUACAUAUAUAAUCCCGCCAUCACUCUGAAAAAACAGAAACGUGUUUACCGUUUUAUUUUUUUUCUGUUUUUUCGGGCAAAGGAAGAUAAAAAAAUUGUUAUUUUGUUCGAAAGGAAAAAGUUUUGAAUAGUUGCAAUAAAAAAAGGAGGAAAAGUUUGCAAAAAGAAGUUUUCUUUUUUUGUGUUUUUUUUGUUGUUUUUUUUUUUUUUUUGAAAAAAGUGCGGGUUCGUUCAUCUCAAGUUGACGUGAUACAACCGGUGACUUCUCUUGUCCGGAUUCCGACAGUCGAGAAGUUGUUAAUAGCUCUUUCUCUCUCCCUUUGACUCUUUUAUAUUUUGAAGUCGGGAGAGAUCGAAACCUCGUCCUUGCGGAUCUUUGGAACAAAAGACGAGAAAAAGGGACUUCUCUUUCUUCGGAGCCACACUUUUUUUAAGAUUCAAGAACGGAAAUUGGAUCGACCUUCAAUCACAUAAUAAUAAAUGAGGAUGAUGCCUCGAGAAGACCGAAUUUCGAUAAUGCGAGGUUAGGAGUGUGACUUUUUCUCUUUCGGAGUGAUUUCCUUGCUAACGGCGCUCCAAAGAGAAUCGAAAAAGGGUUAAGAAGAAAAAAGCGAAAGAAGAGAGGAGGGAGUUGGAGUAGGAGAGAAGAGAAAAGGAAGCCGAUUGUUUCAAGUCGGAAGAUGCGUCAGGCGAUAAUUACAACUCUCGUCCUCCUGCUUCUUGUCGGCCGGAAAGGCGUCUCGGCUAACUGGUGGUUUUUGGGUAUUGAACCAAGAACAAGUACAUUGCACGAAAAUGGAGGAGAGGGACAGAUUGGAGCAGGAGUAAUUGGUCCAGCCAGUGCGGAAAAAAAUUGCAGAAACUUACAUCUUACUCCAAAACAGCAGGCGAUAUGUUUACGAUCGCCACCUUCCCUGCAGGCAAUCAGUGCAGGUGCGAGAUUAGCGAUAGAAGAAUGCCAACAUCAGUUUAGAUCAGCAAGGUGGAACUGUACCAUUAAUCCUGAAAAUCCCGAAAACAUUUUUGGCGGUGUCAUGCUAAUCAAUAGUCGAGAGGCUGCAUUUAUUUAUGCGAUAUCAGCAGCGGGAAUCGCUUAUAGUGUGACGAGAGCUUGUUCACGAGGAGCUCUUACAGAUUGUUCUUGUGAUAACCGGGUGAGAGCGAGACAUCCCAAUCAUUGGCAGUGGGGUGGCUGCAGCGAAGAUAUUCACUUUGGAGAAAAAUUCUCUCGCGAGUGGUCAGAUGGAGGGGAAGAACCAGUAAAAGACGGUGUAGUUCAAGGCCCAGCUGGAUUAGCAGGAUUACUCAUGAGAAGACAUAAUAGUGAAGCUGGAAGGCGAGCGAUUCGCUCAAGGAUGCAACGUGUCUGCAAGUGUCACGGCAUGUCCGGUUCUUGUAGUGUUCGUGUUUGCUGGCGGAAAUUACCGGCUUUUAGGACGGCAGGAAUGGCAUUGGCAGCACUGCACGAGGGCGCAGCUCUGGUGCGUCUUGCUCAAAGGGGUGGCAAAAAACCAGCGAGAUUAAGGCCGGCAAGACCAGAUUUAAAGCGGCCAAACAAAACUGAUUUGGUCUACUUAGAAGAUAGUCCCGAUUAUUGCGAACGAAAUACCACUUUGGGAAUUCCGGGCACGAGGGGAAGAAUAUGCAAUCGAACAUCACUUGGAUUAGAUGGAUGUCGUUUGCUCUGCUGUGGUCGAGGAUAUCAAACCCGAGUGCGAGAUGUAACUGAAAAAUGCAAUUGCAAAUUCGUCUGGUGCUGUGACGUAAAGUGCGAGCUUUGUCGAGAAAAUCGGGAGGAACACGUUUGCAAUUAAAACAAACACAAAAGGGGAAAAAAAUCAGAAGUUAAAGAAGGCAAUGAUUACUUAGAAAAAGAUUU